UGACACCUUAAUGUUAAAUCUACUAUAAUUCUUUCCUGAUUUUGAUUUCUUCAUUCCUGUAGUCUAUCACAAUGCGAUCUCAAGAAAUAAAACCCAUACUACGGCUAAAUGGCGUGUACAUGGCCAACAAGCCUCCUAAUACUCGCUGGGAUAUAUGCUGUCAUGAUGGAAACAUUCAAUCCAUUGUUGAGUCUACCCAGGAUUUAAAUUCAGUAGGAACUCGAUUUGUAGCUCCUGGUCUUUGUCAUCCUCAUAUUCAUCUCGAUAAAUGUUUCUUACUCUCUCAUCCCAAGUAUUCGGAUCUGCAGACCAAGCGUGGCGAUUUUGCUGAAGCUAUGAAGCUUACGAGUAAGUCCACGAGUAAGUCCAAAACCCUCCAGGAAUUAUCAUAGUCCUUGAACAGUACGCUCUUUAUUUGUUCUGUUUUCUUCAGAUCUUUCUGACUCUUCCAUAGGCGAAGCAAAAGCUCGGUUUGAACACGAUGACCUCAUGGAAAGAGGCCAGGCGCUAAUAGAAGAAAGUGUCAAAUUCGGCGUUACACACAUGAGAGCUUUCGUGGAAGUAGAUCCAGCAGUUGGAAUGAAAUGCCUGGAUGCUGGACUCGCUCUCAAGAAGCAAUUCAGCGAUACUUGCUAUAUCCAGAUAUGUGUUUUUGCCCAAGACCCUAUCUUUAGUGGUAAAAACGGAGGAGAGGAGAUGCUUCAGCUCCUCAACUCUGCUGCUGCAAAAGCCGGAGUGGAAGUAUUUGGAUCUACCCCAUAUGUCGAAGAUACGAAGGAGCAUCAAAAACAGAAUAUACGGUGGGCUACAAUGAUAGCCCAAAAGCAUCGCUUAAAUUUGGAUUUUCAUCUUGAUUAUAACCUGGACUCCGAAGAGUCAAGUAUGGUACCUUGUGUCCUUGAACAGUUACGCAAAGAACAAUGGCCCUCAACGCUAGGGACUUCAGACUCCAGAACUGUCGUGCUCGGUCAUUGCACUCGCCUCACACCUUUCAGUGAUAGUGAGUGGUUGGACUUGAGGAAAGAAAUCGGUGACUUUCCAAUCUCCUUUGUGGGGCUUCCAACAUCUGAUUUGUUCAUGAUGGGAAGACCAAAGGAGGGAUCUGAUAGUGGUGAGAGGGUACGAGGUACACUUCAGAUUCCACAACUCAUUAAACAGUACGGUUUGAAUGCAGCUAUCGGUACUAACAACGUUGGCAAUGCCUUUACACCGCAUGGCAGCUGUGACCCACUAAUUCUUGCAGGUCUUGGUGUUGGUAUAUAUCAGGCUGGAACGAAAGAUGAUGCCGGCCUCUUGCUGGUAUGUUGAAUGCUUCCGCCGUGAAAUCAAGACAAAAAUAGGAGAAUGCUAAGUGACCAAACAAACAGCAAUGCGUAACAAGUCGGGCUCGAAAUGUCAUCGGGUUGAACUCGUCGAAGGCAAAUGACAUGGCACUACUAGUAGGUAGUCCAGCAGACUUGGAAGUCUUCGGCCACGAAUCAAAGGCCUCUUCUAGGUCAUUCAGAGCCAGGAAGACCACGCAGGAUAUCGUAAAUGACGCGGGAUAUGAGAGAACAAUCAUAUUUCAAGGGAAGAUGGUCAGCUCGUGAUGAGUGAUCACGUUGAUAUAACGAAGGAAGUUCCAACACAUGCAGAUUUGAGGAUGCGUGAUGCUAUCCCAAAACUCGACUCACGUGGCAGCCUAUCCAGCAAGCACGUGUGAAUGCAGGCUGAUCGGUCACUAGGCUGUAAUAAGCUGUCCCAGACUGUACAAGUACUAGCCAAAGAUAAGAAUUAUCUGAACAAGUGAAUCAUUCAACGUCAAUAUAAAUAUUUGCACUCUUUGGGAUGUGUCGAAGCUACCUAUUUAAAGCAUGCCCUAACCUUGUUCUUUGAAGCGAUAAAUAAGCAUAACCAUACUCAAACCUUACUAAUGGACCCCUGAAAGAGUUUGUCCGAAAGCAGUGACACAGCCGAAGUUGUUGGGAUUUAACCUUCGCUCCAGUUUACUUGCGACGAUCGGGUGGGCGGUCGGUGACUGGUCCUGCUGGUCCCUCUUUUUAGCGCAUCAGCGUCAUUUCUACUGUACUUUUGUACCUCCGUACUAGUACUGACUGCCAUCACAACACCGAGUUUCUACCUCUACACUCCACAACCUAAAUUCUGCAUUGCUCGCUCCUCACAGCAGGCGAGCAAACCUCUCUCCUUCGCCCCAGAUUGUUCGCCCUCGAGAACGUGCUCGUAGACAAUUUCGAUCUCCUCUCACGAUGCACGAUCCAUUCCCUAUAGCACCCAUUCCGUGGUUGAGCAAGGCCAUUCAGCCUUUCGCCGACUACACCGGCCUCGUUACUCUCCCACUCCACAUCCACGAAGUCCUGGGGUCUUUUCUAGCAUAUUACUUUAUCAACGUUGCUGUGGCUCCGUGGAUCUCCAGAAAACUGUUUCCUGUCAAAUAUGCAAAGCUUUCGCCCGACAGAAAGAUCAACUGGGAUGUCCAUGUGGUGUCCCUCUGCCAGAGCACCGUCAUCAACGUCUUAGCAUUAUGGGUGAUGCACGCAGAUGAGGAGCGCAAGAACAUGAAUGCGCUGGAAAGAGUGUGGGGUUAUACCGGUGCUGCUGGAAUGAUUCAGGGCAUGGCUGCCGGCUAUUUCUUGUGGGAUUUGGUGGUGACGCUACAGAACGUGCGACUCUUUGGAUUGGGCAUGCUUGCUCAUGCCAUGAGUGCGCUGAUAGUUUUUUCUUUUGGUUUUGUGAGUUUCCCCCCAAAAAAUGUAUGGGUUCUUGCUAAUUCGGUGUUCAGAGACCCUUUGUAAAUUUCUACGGCUGCACCUUCAUCCUAUACGAACUCUCCUCCCCAUUGCUAAAUUUCCACUGGUUCUUUGAUAAACUCGACAUGACGGGAUCCAAAGCACAAUUAUAUAAUGGAAUCAUGCUAUUGGCAACUUUCUUUUCUUGCCGUUUGGUCUGGGGUACAUACCAAUCCGUCCGAGUAUACCAAGAUGUCUGGGCCGCUGUGCACCAUCAAUCAGCCGCUGCAAGCAUCCACCUAGACGCUCUCAACAAUGGCACAGCUGCCGGUCUCGACGCCGCAACAGGACACAGCGCAGCACCAAUCCACAGCGAAAUGAUGCGAUUCGCUGGCGAGGAAUACGUUCCCCUAUGGCUGGCAUUUACCUAUCUUGGAAGCAACAUCAUUCUUAACACCCUCAACUUCUACUGGUUCGGCAAGAUGAUCGAGACAGUCCGCAAGAGAUUCCAACCACCUAAGGAAGAGCGAAGAAAACUCAAGACCUCAGCACGAAGCACCGCCAACGGAAAAGUCAAGAUAGAUCUUGACGAAACCGAUGUGCGUAGACGAAACGUCGGGAAGGAGGAGCCGAUUGCCAUUGAGGCCAUUUCAUGAUUUUUGCGGCCCCAUUCGAAAUUUGGAUAGGAAGAGAUAGUAAAGGCUCGUUUUCUCUUGUCAAGAGAGACGGAGAGAGAGUUUUGUGUGUAUAGCAUGUUCAUAGAAGGGCUCUAAACGGGCGUACGGGAUGGUUUUGGGUCUGGUCUCUGCUUAGCAUUUUCCUUGCGC
Hymenoscyphus albidus is the source of this 3553-nucleotide messenger RNA. NCBI's taxonomy places the organism in Eukaryota, Fungi, Ascomycota, Leotiomycetes, Helotiales, Helotiaceae. The record is from the annotation of a GenBank genome assembly.